This is a messenger RNA of Nematostella vectensis (starlet sea anemone), 1635 nucleotides long. RefSeq names its product pituitary tumor-transforming gene 1 protein-interacting protein. Lineage: Eukaryota; Metazoa; Cnidaria; Anthozoa; Actiniaria; Edwardsiidae. Gene Ontology annotation, cellular component: cytoplasm; nucleus. The record is from RefSeq and is a predicted model, not a curated record. The coding region runs from base 392 to 925 and encodes 177 amino acids. Gene Ontology annotation, biological process: protein import into nucleus. The transcript has a single exon.
CAAAGUAGAUGAAGCGAGAAAAAGCACAGUCACCAAAGUGGAAAUUCGUUUCUGGAGUUUCGCUCGCUGAGCUUUGAAUGCCGACUGUGAGUAACAGUUCCUGUUAUCUUUCUUCGUAAAAGGACAAGUAGAAAGCUGCGAACAACUUGUUUGUUUGACAGACUUCCGAAGAUUAUUUCGAGAGAUUUUAAUUCUAAUUUCGUGUUGUUCAUUUCUACGGAAAUAACAAGAACGAAACCACAAGAACAACUCAAUAUCAUCAAAGACUCUUUAUAAAUUGACUUCAACGGUCUUGUACCAACCACAGAGACGGAAACUGAAUAAUUUGUAACGUCGAGGAGAAAAGCAGAUUUGCUAAUAUACUUUCAAUUCGGCGAUAAAUUCUGCAGAAAUGGCAUUUAGUUCAAAAUCUUUGCUGCUUGCUCUGGCAGUGUUUGGGUGUGCUUUGGUUUACUUCACCGCGCCAGUGUCUGGUGCGGAUGUCAACUGCGCUAAAUUCACCAAUUCGUCCUGUGAUAAGUGCACUGAUAACUCAGCCUGUUAUUAUUGUAAAUCCACUGGUGUUUGCUCCCACUAUCCUGGUUGGACCAAACUCGUCCCUCGAGAUUGCCCGCAUAAGCAAUGGUUCUACGGUCAGUGCAAAAUUUCUGGUUUCAUCCUUAUCAUUCUCGUCCCGUCUUUGGUGGCGUUGUUUCUGUUGUUCUUCGGCUGUUGCAUCUACUGUUGCUGCUGCCGUAGAUGCAGCAAGUGGCGAAAGAAACGACACGACAAAGAGGAGUUGAAGAUGAAGCGAAAGCGAGACGAGAUGACUGCUCUGCACUCUCAACGCAAGACAGAAAGGCAGGCGAAAGCCGAUGACAUUCGCAAGAAGUAUGGUCUACUUCCAAGCAAAUCAUCUGGCUACGAAAGACUCGAUGAUAAUUGAAGUGUUAUUUUCACUUUAUAAGAUCUUUCGAGAUAUGGGCAUGACUGGAUGUGUAUAAAUAAUGGAAUUUGUAGUAGUAUAACAGCUUUCGUCUUCAUAAGACUAUUUUUUUUGUGGAAACACCAUGCAGAAAUAAAUAUUUUUCAGAUAUUUUUCUACAGAACUUUAAAGCUGAGGUACUAUAUAACUUAUUUAGUAGUAGUUUGAGAAUAAUGGAACAAGUAGGUUCAGCUAAUCAGAAUAAUUAACAUUCAUUUAUUGUAGUUCUCUCUUGUUUCAUGUUUACACAAGUUUCAAUGGUUUAUUUUGCGCUUUGUGUAAGCUAUCAGAAAUCUACAGGAAUUUUCAUUUUUUUUCCCUUUUUUUUUAAACCAGAAUUAUGUAUGUAUUUUAUCACCAUAUAUAUUACCAUGGUACAAGUGCCAUUACCAUAUUAUCUUAGCUGACAUCCUACAAUAAUUAUAAAAAAAAUCCAUCAUGGAGGGAAUUAACCAUUCAUGUGUGAAAUUUAUCACUUUGAGCAACUAAGUAGGUUCACUAAAUAUGAACAUUUUAGUAUAAAAUGUUGCUGAGGUAACAUCCAGAAUGAAUAGCUCAUACAGUUUAGUUUGAGGUUUUGCAAGUUAAACCACAAUCAUGACAGGCCAUCAUGACUUACUCAUGGAAAAGAAUAGCUCUUUGCCAAAAAUAUCUAAAAAGUAGACAAACUA